This is a messenger RNA of Pseudogymnoascus destructans, 3059 nucleotides long. RefSeq names its product dynamin-like GTPase mgm1 (gene MGM1). The transcript is spliced from 2 exons. Gene Ontology annotation, molecular function: GTP binding; microtubule binding; GTPase activity. Lineage: Eukaryota; Fungi; Ascomycota; Leotiomycetes; Thelebolales; Thelebolaceae. Bases 126 to 2915 code for a protein of 929 amino acids. The record is from RefSeq and is a predicted model, not a curated record. Gene Ontology annotation, cellular component: microtubule; membrane; cytoplasm.
CAUAAUUUAAGAUCGACCUCUCUGCCGCUGCAACCCGACUGCGAAACAUAUCGACGUGAUCAGAUAUAGUAUUUAUGGUAUAGAAGACUACCACCUCCUCGAAAACUACUGGUGCCACUUUCGCAAUGAGCGGGAGGCUCCUGUCCACCCGUCUCCUGCCUUUGGCGCGACGCGGCGCAAGCCAGAAUGCGCGGCAAUUCCACCAUCGAGCCAGUUCCUCUGCCGGUGGCCUCCUCCGAUCCGAUGUUGCUGUACGUGUGGCCAGGCGCCGCAUGUGGCCGCUGGGCUACAACUCGAUGCACAACUCCGUAGCCGUCCGAAACGCCUCCUUCGCCCGCAUUCUUCCAAAGCUUGCCCUGAAAUUCGCGAGGAUACCGGCCAUGUUCGGAGGUGCAAUGAUAGCAGGAAUUGCAUGGAUCCAAUACCAAGCCACCCAGGCCGGAAACUAUGCUAUGGAUGUAUUUCAGCAGACGGCUGAUACUGUUGGCGGAAUAGCGGGAUCUCUUUUCGGCACGGUGGCAGGCACUGCUGAGCAGAUGAAGCGCGGGCUCGAAAAUACAAAGGAGGAAUUACCAGAAAUGCCAGAAUGGUUACAGAAGGUGCUUCGGAUACAUGAGGAAAUAGGAACAGGUUCGGGUGGAUCUGGAGGGAAGGGAGAAGGGGAAUCACCACAGGAAGCCCGCGUCGGUACCGCUGCUGCUGUUGUAGGCUCUGCUGCAGCAUAUGGAUAUGGCCAGUCAGACGAGGAGGAUGAUCGAUCAGAGCCGGAGGCCGCAAGGGAUGACCAAAUGAUGGUACUAACGAAGAAGAUGAUCGAAAUCCGAUCUCUCCUCCAGACAAUUGGCCAAUCCGAAGCUCUUAUACUACCAUCGAUUGUCGUUAUCGGUUCGCAGUCAUCAGGGAAGAGUUCCGUCUUAGAAGCGAUUGUGGGGCACGAGUUCUUGCCAAAGGGAUCUAAUAUGGUUACCAGGCGUCCGAUCGAGCUGACACUUGUCAAUACGCCCGAUUCUAUGGCCGAAUAUGGAGAAUUCCCAGCACUUGGCCUGGGGAAAAUAACAGAUUUUUCGAGUAUUCAGAGGACGCUUACGGAACUGAAUUUGGCCGUACCAGACACCGAGUGUGUUUCCGACGACCCGAUACAGCUGACUAUAUCGUCACCGCAUGUCCCGGACCUGUCACUUAUUGAUCUACCCGGGUAUAUUCAAGUCGUCGGCCAAGGUCAACCUUUGGAACUGAAGCAGAAGAUAUCGGAUCUAUGUGACAAGUACAUACAGGCUCCCAAUAUCAUUCUGGCUAUAUCGGCUGCUGACGUGGAUCUUGCAAACUCUACUGCGCUGAGAGCGAGCAGAAGAGUCGACCCUAGAGGAGAAAGGACGAUUGGAGUCGUCACAAAGAUGGACUUAGUUGACCCGCGACGAGGCUAUGACAUCCUCACCGAUCAAAAGUAUCCGCUUCGCCUCGGUUAUGUGGGUGUCGUGUGCAAGGCGCCUCAAUCAGUUGGUCUGUUUAAAAAGGGCAGUGCCAACAUCACCUCGGCCAUCGUCAAAAACGAACAUGCCUAUUUCUCGGCCCACCCAGUCGAAUUCGGACCAGAGAAUGGGCUGAACACAGGGACAACAACUCUACGCAAGAAACUCAUGCAGGUACUUGAGAAGACAAUGGCGUCUAGCCUCCAGCAUACAAGCGAUGCAAUCCACCAGGAGUUGGAAGAAGCUACAUACGAGUUUAAGGUCCAAUACAACGAUCGACCAUUAUCUGCCGAGUCUUACCUUGCAGAGAGUCUUGAUGCUUUCAAGCAUUCGUUUAAAGCGUUUGCCGAGGAGUUCGGAAGGCCCCAAGUCCGAGAGAUACUCAAGGAUGAACUUGAUCAGCGGGUUCUUGAUCUCCUGGCCGCACGAUACUGGAACAAGCCCAUCGAAGGCCUCGAGGCGCCGGUUUCUGAGCCAAGCGUCCUGGCAGAUCUCCCGAAAGCAGACGCCGAUUCUUUAUACUGGCACCGCAAACUCGAUGCCUCAACGUCAGCAAUUACGAAGCUAGGUAUCGGACGAUUAGCGACCACUGUUGUCGCCAAUGCCAUCCAGGCCAAUGUCGAUCGACUCGUCACCCAGUCGACUUUCUCACAUCACCCCUUUGCACGCCAAACAAUCACAGAAGCGUCAUCGGGGAUACUGAAUGAGAGGUUUUACAGCACUAGCGAUCAGGUGGAAAACUGCAUCAAGCCAUUUAAGUUUGAGAUUGACGUUGAAGAGUCCGAAUGGGCUCGUGGCCGAGACAACAUUACGCGCGUGUUGAAGAGGGAGCUGGUCGCCUGUGAAUCAGCACAUAAGGUCGUCGAAGAUAGUGUUGGUGGACGAAAGAAGCUCAAAGACGUGAUGAAUUUUGUGGACCGUGCACGCAAGAGCGAGAUCCAGGUGGAUGGGAAUGGUACCGGCGGUGCUGGCGGGUUCAGUGCCGCACUGAUCAAGAAGGGUCAAGAAGCGGUAUUCCUUCGAGAUCGCGCCGAUAUAAUUAAGAUGCGCCUCAUGGCCGUUAAGUCCAAGCAGUGCGCAUCCCUCAAGAACAAGUAUUAUUGCCCUGAGGUGUUCCUGGAUGUAGUCGCGUCGAAACUCACCCAGACCGCUGUCCUCUUCCUAAAUGUGGAGCUACUGUCCGAAUUCUACUACAACUUCCCCCGAGAACUCGACGCUCGUCUCGGUCGCCAUUUAUCUGACGAUGAGGUCCAGAGAUUCGCUCGGGAGGACCCCAAGGUACGCGCGCAUUUGGAAGUUAUCAGACGGAAGGAGCUGUUGGAGCUGGUUCUUGAGAAGAUGGAGAGCUUGAGGGCGCUGGAAGGCAGGGAUAAGAGGAGAGAGGCAGCUGGGAGCAAGAUCAAGGGGGCCGAGAAGGAGAGGAGCAAGGGAUGGGGGCUGUUCUAAGAAGUAGAAACAGUGGUGGCGGAAUUAUAUUCCCUUUCGAUGAGGAGUUUGGGUAUUUUAUUUGUUGUAUAUGAUAUCACUCUGUCCACUCUUGGGAACCAAUCCAGAGAUUAGAAAUGGGAAGGCGCUAUAAUAAUGGCAACA